UCAGAUUCUCGUAGUGGCGUAAGAACACUUGCCGUGUUUAGUUCGAGUCCAAAGCGAAGUGUGUUGUGUGUGUUGAUUCCGCGAAAUAGUGCCAGUUUUGAGGUUAGUUCGUGACGAUGGUGCGGACGCGUCGAGCCAUGGGGGCGCGGAGGUGAUCGCGCGGGGUGGAUGAGAUGAGCGGGGCUUUGCCCCCCGUGCCCGACCUCAUCCCCAUCGCGCUGCUGAAGAGCCCCCGGGCGCGCCGGGAGUGCGCCCCUUGCGAGGUUAUGGGCGAGCAGCGCUCGCGGCGGCCGGGGCGCCAAGCUUGCGAGCUGAUCGAUACGGCGCAGUCACGUGGCCCCAGCGCCGCCCCACAGCCGCCGCAGUCCCGGAAAGCGAGGUCCCGCCGUAAAUCAGACAGACGCCGCGAGCACCGCCGAACCGCCAGCACUCGGUCGCGCAGCAAGCACAGCCCCCACGCCUCGACGCCGCCAUCGUCGCCGGAGAGGCCGCCGCGAGUCAACCCCAUCUUCGUGUGGGUCCGGCAGGAAGACACCCGCAUCGUGGACGUGAAAUGCGAGGACUACGACAAGCGAAACCGCAUCCUUCUGACCAAGACGGCCCAGGGCUGGAGGGCCAUUCCCCGCACCGAGACCCUCGCGCCCGCUCUGAAGGAGGCUAGCCGCCACCACCAUAGGCGCAAGUCGCGCAAGAAGGUCCGAAGGCGGUCCGCCGCCGUGCAGGUGGACGACUUCCCCGACGACGAUCGACCGCCCUCGCCCACCUGGAGCUCUCCGGUCAACGUCGAGUCCCAUCUGCCGUCCCACAAAAUUCACGUCCCCAAUAAGUGUCCGAGCCCCCCGACUGUAAACACUACAAAUGACAGUGCGCACGCUCCGGAAAAGUGCAGUGAUAAAAUAUGUGACGUCAGCCCCUUGGAUAAUCUUCUCGCCGUCGCCGAAUUUGAGUUCAACCAACAUAUGCAAUCUGGAGAAUGGAACAAAGACAACAUCAGCCAUGACAUCGACGAACAAAAAGACUUCAUCAACAACAUUAUCGAAUCCUGUUCGAAAACACCACCGAAACAGGACUUUGACGACCAACCCAAAACAGAAGAGUGCGACUACACAGAAGACGACGACAAUAAUUUAGCGAUGGACGACAUCCUCACCAGAUUAGAGCAAUCUCUUCGGAGUCCAGAAUGUCCCGAGAUCGCUGAAGCACUUUCAAACUAUGAAACCAAAAUUGACAACAUCCAACAAGCGGAAUGCUUUUCGAGUGAUAUCAAUGAAAAUAACUACAAAUCUGUACCUGAAGAAUUAGAAAAUUUUCUCGAAGAAACCAAAUCUGAACACAAACAGCCUUCAUCCAAACCUCCAGAAGAACCGCAACCAUCUGAAGACAUCGUCGAAUCGUCAACUCCAACCGAAGACGAACCGACAGACUUAUCCCUGAAACCAAAAUACGACAACAGCAAUGAAUGCAAUAACGAGCAACCCACCGAUUUGACAGUCCCAAAGAAUUCAUCCCCAGUUCGAUCGUCAACACCUCGACCACCCUCACAGAAUUCCGAAGCUAUUCAGUCACCCCAACCGAGCGGAAUCCCAGCAGUGCCACCCUCCCCAGACAUUGUCUCCACCAGUGCCAAUUGCAAGAAUAAAUCAGUAUUCCUCGAAUCACUGCUAACAACGUCAUCACAAAAGAUCGCCCUCAAUUCAGAAGUGACCAUAAUCAAACAAAAAGAACCACUUGAUUUGGGAAAAUGUCGGAAAUCAGCAAGUCCGACUGUCACGUGUUCCGAAGAAGUUAAAAACAGGACAGAGGAAUCGGAACCGCCGAGUAAAAAAUUCAAAGCUGACGAUAUUACCUUGAAGAAUCUGUUAGAAAUCGAACUGGCUAAAGCCGAAGAGAGUAAAACAACCGAAAAAACGAGUGCCCCGGAAACCCCAAGAUUACUCGAGUUGUUAAAGACUGAUUCAGGGCCUGAUCCUUUAACACAGUUAAGACAGAUACUCUACGACACGAAUUUAAAUGUUCCUGAUCCAAUGCUGGUACCUAAGGAGAGAUUGAGUCAGAUUAUUUCGAACCCAGGUCGCGAGAUUCCGAGAUUACUGAAGCAAAGACCAGAAUUAAGACUUCCGGAAGCUUUGGCGUUUCCCCAUCUUUUGCAGGAUCCGGAUAUUUUGGUCAUUACUUUGCAACAAUUGGAAACGAUAAUACUUAAACAAAACCAAUCGCUAAAUCUCAAAGAUUUAAAAAGCACGAGUGAGAAAAAUACGGAAAAAGUCACCAGUAAAAAGCUUGAGAAAAUUCCGGAAGUCAAGGAAACCCAGCCAAAGAAGAAGAGUUUGGAUGAAUCUGUGAACAAGUUAUUGAAUACAGUGCAGGAAUCUCAGCCUAAGAGUGCUUUCAACGAACUUGCCAGCGACAUCGACGCGGCAACAACAGCAGCUUUCAAUCAGAUGAUUUGGUUGCCGUAUCUCAACCAAUUGGAGGCGAUGUCGUUUGGAAACAACCCGGAAGUGAUGAAGAUGUUGUCGAAUUCACUUCCUAUGUAUCCUGGCCAAGUCCCGGAUUUGAAUCAUUUGAUUGGCGCGAACAGAUUUCCACCUCCGGUGAAUUUCCCCAUGCAACAACCCCAGAUGAACUACAACUCGCUGGAAAUGUCCAUGUGGCAAGAAGCCAUGAUGCAAGUCAAUAUGCUACGACCUAAAAUCCCCUUUGAGGGAAUGAACCCGAAAAAUUCGUUCAGGGAUUACCUGGACAAGCUAAACUUCGCUGCAUCAGCGAAACCUCACUUAGGAAACCCCAAGCCAUCAAACAAAACUCUCCCCAACAACUUCUAUCCACCAGGAAACAACGCGCCGUUCCAGAACUCGUUCUUGAACAUCCCCAGUUCGUACCAAUCAAGUAAACAGAACUUGCAGAUACCACACUACCCCAUCUUCGGACAAAAAAACCUAGUAAACCAACAGAAGGUGCCCUCGCAUUCGUAUUUGCACAAGCAAAAGUUCGAAUCAAAAGCCAACUUUCCGAAUUUCUAUCAACAUAGAAGCGACGACAAGAAGCAGGAACACAAACAGAAAGUUUCGUGCAAGUCGUUUGCCAAUAUGUAUCAGAAGGAAAGGUCUUCUGCUGACUUCUCCAAACAUCACACACAGCCUAUUGAUCUUUCUGGUUCAACGGCACCGGCGAGUAAACUGAAGGUUAAACAGCAUCUGAUCGAUCCGGCGAACGCUUCCAAGUUGUUAAAGUAUGACGACGUCCCCGAAGUUGGCAGCACGACGGCCAGCGUUGAAGAAAUGCAAGACGCACACAAGCAUCUCUGGCAUCCGCUCUUCGGGAAUCAGAAGGGUUACCACAGCCCUUGGAAUUGGACAACCGUGACCGCAACCGGAGAAUAACAUCGGCUUCAACCUCCACCAACAUGGAGGUCAUCUUCGUACCAAAGCGUCAAUAACGAUGCUGCCUUCACAGGGUUCGACUUUGACUAUUUUUCCAAAUAGGUUUGUUUCAAUCUCUUUUUUAUUUACUUUACCGUGAUGUGAGCCAACAAAUUGCUAGACGUUUACUCAAAAAACAAUAACGAUCCAUUCGCACCUAAAUCAACGUACGUGUGAUUAAUAAUUCAUCUUCAUUGAUGAUUAGAAUUUGUAGUUUUAGUACUUUGCAUUUACAUACAAUUUUCGAACGCCGCGACAUUUACAUUUCAGAUGCGAGGUAAAAGGGUGCUACCUAUUCGAAAUCUAGGCGAAAUCGAACUUAUUAAUAGGACCGUCAAUUUCUCGGAGACAAUUUACCGCUGUAAUAUUUUCAAAAUGACUGAAACGCCCGCAUCUGAUUCUUCAAUUGAUUGUCACCACUUUAGAAUUAGUUGGUGUAUAAUUAGUUCACGCUUGAACAUUUGGUACCCCCAUGACUGAUAAGAAAACUUGUUGUUUCCAAUUUGUCUAAUUUUUUUUAUUCGAUUGGCAUGAAAGCUCGUAAUUUUUUGUUCUCUACCUGGGCUCGUGUCUAAAGUCCCCAAACCGAAUUAUUCAGUUGAUGGUAUGUGACAAAUCCAGCUCCUUGGAGGUGAAUAGUAAGCCGCCCACUGAAUGUACGUUUUCUAUUAGCAUCGACUUCCUGCUAAGCAUUUGUGAAGACAACGGUGUUUCGAAAAUAAACAUCUAGUGAAGUGUUAAUAACAAAUUAGCAUUUGAAAUAGUUGCUUUUUUGUGCAUAAAGGGAAGCAAGCAGUAAAUUGAAUGGUUGCAACGUUCGUUUAAAUUUAGAACCUCCGCUUUCAGUCGAGGUGAACUCAUGACCCUGCUAGCUUCCAUCCGUUUCAAACUCUGCAUGGCUGCGGUAUUGAUUUUACUCGGUCGAUGUCUCGCUGACUGUUUCAGCAGGAAAGUGCGUUCGCAGGGCUCGAUAAAUGUUUUAAUGAACUCGUCUUUAUUCACCACGAAAAUUCCGGAGUGUUGUGGUUUCGCUGUUUGCUCCAAUUCGGAGGGUUCACCGUGUCAAUGGAGCACUUGGGACUUCUUUCGACAAUUCAAAACGCCAAUUUUACCGCAAACCAUUUUCACGAUCAGGUGCUUUAGAAAACGAUUCAAAAACGCACCUUGAAUAUUUUUCAAUAUUUAUAUUUUUACAGUAUAUUUAGAAAGUGUAAAGGUACUCUAUUUACCUUCUUUGAUUGAAUUUACCUCCGUGAAAUAUUCAUUGAGGAGAAAGUGGGAAGAUGAAUAAAACCAUAUGUUAAAGAGUGACAAUUUAAGACAGCGUAAACCCCCAUUAAAGAAAAUGAAAUAUGAUCUAUUGUAUUUUCUUAUUGGGCCUACCCAUGUACGUAACAUUUUUAUUCAACCAUACAUAAAAAAGAAGUUAUUGUUUGUGUCCCAUUCAAAAUGGGUACAUUAAUUAAAUUAAAGAAUGUUGGUUUAGCAGUGUAUGUAAAUUACACUUUAAAUUUAAACUAAACCGAAUGAGAUUCUUAUUGGUUCAUCACUGGGGGAUUUUCUCCAAGAUCCUACUUUACUGUAAAAUUCGUCUUUAGUUCCACGUCAAAACUAAGCAAAUAUACUCAGUGUCAUAAAAAUUGCACCAAGAAGGAAUAGAAAUGUUUUAAUGAAACUUAGCAAAAAUGUUAGACUAUUAGCAGGUAUUAGAUGAUUAAAACUUGAACGUUUUUAAUCAAGUGUUAUUUUUCCAAUUUUUGGCGAUCCUAACAAUUUUUUAAGUGUUUUUGUUUUAAUUUCGUUUAGUUUUAAGUGUUAUGAAAACGAAAAUAUGUUUAGAGUUCGACAAAACAGAAAUUACCAACAGUUAAACAAAUUUUAAAGAAGCAUAAAUUUUGGGCUACAAAUAGAAGUUUAUUCAUUUAGAGAAAUUGCUAUUUGUUUGAAGAGUCAUCCAAGUACCAUUAUGCGAUGUCAUUGAUUAGAGUUUCAGCACAAAAUAGAGGAGGAAGCAGACUUAAGAAAAAACAAAUGAUGUCCAAAAUGGUCAUCUUCGGAUUAUGACAAUAAUUCAAGUACAAGAAAAAUUUCUGACCAAUGGUUGAGUUCGAAGGUCGUCGUACUUCACUUCUGACUGUUUACUAUAGAAUUAAGUCAUUUGGACUGCUUUUUGUUGGAUUUCCUAGGUAUGCGAGGAAUGAGCUAAAACCUGACACACCAAAACUUUUAUUUGGACAGACAACGGGUUUCAUCCAUAAAGUGGUCAUCCUCAGGUGAGAAUGUGCACUGUAUACAUUGACCACAUUAUGGUGGAAACACGUUGUAUUUCGAAAUAAAGGUUUGAUGGAUCAGGUUUAGAUAUGUGUUUUUGCCCAUUCUUCCCAUACCAAGUAAAUCCAACAGGAAACAGUCCAAAUGACAAAUUUCGAUGGUAAACAGUCUGACGUGAUAAAAGACGACCUUUAAAUCUACCCAUUGGACAAAAAUUUGUUUUGUAAUUAUAUAGCCAUACUCGACCAUUUUGGACUUCAUUUGUUUUUUUUUAAGGAAUGCUUUUCUUUCGCGAUACCCUGGGCCUUCUCCAGUCUAUAACUGGUAACACUGCUUAAUGAUACUUCGAUUUCUAUCCAAACGACUAAUAAUUUCUCAAAUUGAAAAACCCCAAUUUGUAAUCCAAAAAUCAUGCCUCUUUUAAAACUGCUUAAAUUGUUAGUAACUUUGGUUUUGUUGUCUCCAGGCCUAAUGGCGCUUUUAGAACACUUAAACCUAAACGAAUUUAAAAAAAAAAUACAAGAAAAGUUAGUCAGAAAAGCGAAAAAUUGUAAGAAUAACACUUGCUGGUAAAAGAAUUUAAGUGUUAAAAACUACCUUACCACUUGAUAAAAAUUCUUCAAAUUUUAAUCAUUUAUUGCUCGCUAAUAGUCGACCAUUUGUGCCAAGUUUCGUCAGAAAAUUCUAAUUCUUUCUUGGUGUUGCAAUUUUUAUGACAUUGAGUAUACAAAUAAAAAUUUGAAAAAUAUUUGGAUAUGGAAAAAUGAAGAUUAACACAAAUUAACUGAAGAGUGAAACAAAAAUAUGAAAGUACCUAACUUCCGGAGAAAAACGUGUUUUUUGUUCGUUGGCCUUUUUUUAAAUUGAGAAUGCGGCUUGUUGAUGUGAUUUUUGACAAAUUAUUCCUUUAUCACGAAAAGCCGGAAAACGGGGCGACGUUGAUCGAACAGCAAAUUUCUUUAUGCAAAUCUGGCAACAUGAAGUCGUCCAAGCUUGAUGAAUUGAUUAGAAGAACGGCGUACCUUAUCAAAUUAUGUACACAAAUCGCUCAAAUUUUGCUUCAAAAACAGCGAUUGUUCAUUACACGCACCCGUGGAAAUAAAAAAUAAUGUUGGCGAAGGCAAUUCUUUCGAUCGAACUCAACGCUUGAAAAUUUCUGGUAAUGAUAAUAAUUACAGCGAUACGAUCGCUGGAAUUUUAUUCACCUUUGUCCUAACAAAUGUUUACAGGACGCCGGUGCUAAUUGUCAUAAUUAUAGUAAUUGCAUAAAUAAGUCUUGUGUAGGGUGUGGAUAUGUCAGGGUGUGUAAAUUUAAAAAAAAGUAGGGCAAGUAACUGUUAAUGAACAAAAAUAACAGCGACAUUAAUAUUUAACAAUAACUUCAACUACGACAGUUUUUUGAGUGACAUAAAUACACAAAUUGAUUGCUGCGAUAGAUUAGAUCUUGAUUCUAAAUUGGAUAAUAUGUCAACUAUAAUUAAUGUUAUCGAUCUGUUUGUAAUAAAAAUGUUAAAAAGGCAUUCUACUAAUAUUUUACAACCUAAACGAAUUGUUCCAUUGUGUCAGUAAACUGUACUUUCUUCGUAUAAUUAAUGGGAUUUGGUGGCAAUUGUUGGGUGGUACUUAAAAAACGAGGACAAGUGUUUAGUUACUCACUCGUACAUUCUCGCUUUAUGAUGAUUGAUCUGUUUUUAUCUAUUCUAAAAUCUAAUAUUAUUAUAAUUAAAUCUGAUUUUUUAGUUCGGCUGUUCCGUCUAAGCCCCACAUUAUUAAAGUAUUGGGAUAAUGAUAGUCAUCUGAGAAUUUGCGUACAACCAUAAUCUUUUAGGUCCUGCUCAAUGAAAAUAUUUUCCGGUUAUACCGGAAGUCGCUAACAACUUUUUUAUUUUAAAUGGAAAGCUAUAUUUUUAAUGCGUUUUCGAAAUAUUUAUGGUUUUAAAAAUUUUUUUGGAUCUGCACCUUCCAGUUCAAAAAUCGAUAACUCUGUCAUUUUAAAAAAUUUGGUAAUAUUUUUCAGCUCAUUUGAAAGAGGAAGCCUAGAUCUUUCUUUUGGCGUUUUCAAAUUUCUAAAAAAGAAUAACCAACUUCAAAUUUUUAAAGUUAAGUUGGCAGAACUUUAAGCACCCAUAACUUAUUUUUUUCAAACAAAUGCCAAAAGUUUUAUUUCAUUAAAUCGUAGAUAAUUUAAUUCUGCAUCGAUCUGUAUUAAAGUUCUCUACAGUUUUGUUUAAUAUUUCAAGUUAAAUAACUUUUUGUUGGGAUUGAGAAAUUCAUUAGCCAUAGGUCUAUUCUCAUACUUGGCCAUGAAAACGAAUGACAAAAUGUGAGAAAUUAAAGUUUUUUAAACCAACAUUUAAUGAAUUUAUUUUGUUUUUAGGGGAUGGAUAAAACAAUUUUGAACAAAAUUUAUCAUUUAAUCAGAAAUAUUUUUAUGACAAACUAUGCAAAAGUAGAUAUGGUUAGUAAGAAAUUUUCUACAAUGACAAAAAAAAACACAUAACUUGAAAAUUAUUACAGGUAGGUAUAGGGAAUGCUAAUAGAGAUCAAUGCAAAACAAAAUUCUCCUCCAUCUAGUAAAAUAAAAAUUGGGACAUCCCAUUUGAAAAAAAAAGUUAUGGGUACUUGAAAUUGUCCAAACUUAACCGCAAAAUUUUUGGGUUUACUAUUUUCAUUUUUAAUUUUGAACACACUGAAGAACAGAUAUAGCCCUUCUUUUUUAAUUCUCUAAAUAUGAUACCGAAAUCUCUAAAACUAAGAGAGUUACUGAUUUUUUAAGUGAUAGGUGCAAAUCCAAAAAUUUUCAAAAAAUCCUAAAUAUCUCAAAAACGGUUAUACUUAGGUAUAGAGAAAGCUCAUAAAAACUCCCUUAAAAUAACACAACUAAUCCAAAAACGCAGUAAAAAACAGCUUUCCAUUUAAAAUAAGAAAGUUAAUAGCGACUUCCAGUAUAACCGGAAGUGCUGCCAUCUUGAAAAUAUUUUCAUUGAGCACAACUCAAUGUAUUAUAACCGAGUACCAACUUUCAGAUAAAUAUCUGUUUUAGAACUUUCAAUACUUUUAAUGUGGGGUUUGGACGGAACACCCUGUAUGAUACACUGAAUCACAACACAAACAGCCAAGGUACAGAAAUUGUCAGUGCUAGAGUAUAUAAAAUUCUGCAUCUAAUUAGGUACUUAACGUCAAAGUAUAGUUUUCUUGACUCGGAAGUUUUUAAUGUUCAAAACUGGUUGUUGCAUCAUUAUCUCUUUUUUUCCUUUCUUAACAAUUCAUCUUUAAAACCUCUAACCAUAUCGAAAUAUCCUGUACGUGAGUUUGCAAAAAAUGUUAAAAGAAAGCCAAAAUUUACUCAAACCGAAGCGGACCGCAGACUCCUCUCUCUCACUGCCUGUAUUCAUACUUUACAACCAUAAUUAGAUCAGCGAUGAAUUUUUUUAUAACCAACCGCACCUAUAAUUUACAAGCACGUUACUCAACUUUUGGGAAAAUUUUCUGAUUGGAAUAACAGAACCUCUUCCGUGAUUGUGAUCCGCUUUGCCCUGAUUGAAUCAAAAUUUAAUAGGAUUAAAGAAAAUAAAUCCGUGCUGUAAUUAUUUCAAAUCAUGACAACCACCCACAAUCCCAGAUUUGCAUCGAAAUUAAAUUAUAAAAGAGUAAUUGAUGGAUUUUAUUCUGGCGGAAAAUUGGCACACAAAAUGUUACUUUUCUCGAAGAGGUGCAAUCUGUUUAAUUAACAAUCUUGACAGGAUGUGAUUAACACACACGUGCAUUUUCUUAGUUUACGUGAUUGUGGUAAAUCCAUCGAUAAACGCUGGAAACAAUUCACAAUUUGACACCUGACGUGUUACACCAGUCAAUAACCCCAUAAAAGGAUUUUCAAGCGAGGUAUUGUUCGCUUUAACACGAGAAGAACGAUUGUUGGUUGUUGGACUUGAAGGUUAUGGAAUUUGUGGAAAACGUAGGCUAAAUUAUGGAAAAGAGAUUAGCUUAAAAAUGUUUUUUUUUACCAAAGCCUCAAAUAGGCAAAAUAUUGCAAGCACUAAAUGUAAAAGCUCUGAAUGUGGGUCACAACGUGUACUAUAUCCGAUUAGCGUAAAAAUGAGGAAAAGACGCUUAGUGGAAAUUGGUAUAAAGAGCUUCGUCCUCAAAGCUCGUUAUUCGUCGCUCUCAUAAGAAUCUUCGAUGUUAAAUAGAUUAAGUUAAUGGCGAAUACACGUCGCGAUCGAAAGUCGGUUUCAAAGCCAUAAAGUGCUCUAAACGGUACAAAUAUCUCUCAGACCAUGCAAAAAGAAAUCAUUUGCGUCGAACAAUUUCAAUUAAUUCAAACGUAACCUACAUUUUAAUUAAUAUUUUCGCACUUUCUGUUCGAACACAUACACAGCUGUGUACAGAGAGCGGGUCAAAACACUCCAUGAACUCUAUUUUCACUAAUUCUGUAUACGCGGCCUAGAUUGUCGGCAUACAAGACGCUCUAUUAAUCCAAAUUCGUACUCCCAUUGCAAUCAGUCCUGGAAUUUUUAAGACGUUGAUGGCCGUUAAUGACUUUAACAGGCUGAAAGCGGUCGGAAUUAUGCUCAAAUGGUAAUGUAAAUGUUUGAACAUUAAUUGUAUAAACAUUUAUAUACUGUUAUGGCAAAUGUAAACUAACCAAAAUAAUUAGCGGGAGUUAGUCAACCGAACACUGACGUUAAAUCGGAAAACGAGUGCUGCAAUCAUUAAAACAAAUUAAUCUCGAGUUAUUGCCAGUUAGAGUUUUCGCUAUGAUGACUAAAAAGAUCACUCAAAGCGACACCAAACCCAUUAAGAUUUUAUAGCAAAUCAGAAAUUACAGUGUUUCUACAGUGACAACCUGAAAAUAUUAACAAAAUUCUUAGCCACUUGUAUAACUAAAUUUGUACUCUGCAACAAUACCUACGUAUUCAUUGAGUUUUUAUUUGUAAGGGCAAUGUCCAUUUGGACGUUUUUACUUAAUUUACACAGGGUGUUUUAUGUAAUUUUCCGAGACCGAAUAAUAUACAGGUUGUUCCGUAUAAACUCUAUGUGAGAAAUUAAAGUUUUGUAAACCAACAUUAAAUUAAUCUAUUUUGUUUUUAGGGGAUGGAUAACACAAUUUUGAACAUCGCUUAAUUUAAUCGGAAAUGUUUUUAUGAGUAUGCAAAAAUAGCUAUGGUUAGUAAGAAAAUUCCUAGAAUGACAAAAAAAAGAACAUAACUUGAAACUUACCACAGAUAAGUAUAGGGAAUACUAAUACAGAUCGAUGCAGAACAAAAUUCUUCUCCAUCUACAUAGUAAAAUAGACAUUGGAACACCCAUUAGGAAAUUGUCCAAACUUAACCUUAAAAUUUUUGAGUUUAUUAACUUCAUUUUCAAUUUUGAACACACUGAAGAACAGAUAUAGGCCUUCUUUUUUAAUUUUCCAAAUAUGAUUUCGAAAUCUCUAAACUAAGCGAGUUACCGAUUUUUUAAGUGACAAGUGCAAAUCCAAAAAUUUUCAAAAAAAUCCUAAACAUCUCAAAAACAGUUAGUCUUAGGUUUAGGGAAAGCUGAUAAAAACUCCUUUAAAAUAAGUCAACUAAUCCAAAAACGCAAUGAAAAACAUAGGUUUCCAUUUAAAAUAAGAAUGUUAAUAGCGACUUCCGGUAUAACCGGAAGUGCUGCCAUCUUGAAAACUUUCAUUGAAUAGAACUCAACGCAUUAUAACUGAGUACCAACUUUCAGAUAAAUAUCUUCAUUUGAACUUUCAAUACUUCUAAUGUGGGGUUUAGACGGAACAUCCUGUAUGCAUAAUACUAAUCAACAAUACAUAUUUCUAAACGAACUCAAUUUGAAAUUUCAAUAAAUUGACUAGUUUCUCUAGUUUGUCCAGUCUUUUUAUAAAUUGCAAGAUUGCAACGAUUUUGUUAAUCAGUGGUUUUCACAGAAUACAAAAUAAUUGUUUCUGAAAACAAAAUUAUGAUAAAUACUGAAACAACUAUUAUUUUGAAGAUUACUGUCAAGGGUUUCCAAAAAUGCAAUAAUUAAAUAUGUUUUAAUGUGUAGCGUCCUAUUUGGGUGCGCAAGCGUGGACAAAUUGUACGAAGCACGCUGUACAUUUUAACCCAUUUUUUCUGUUUUAAAUCAAAUUUUUACUAACUGAACAAUGCUAGGAGUAUAAAAUAGAUGCCAUCUUUAAAAUCAGUAAAUUAAAUACACAAUCCCCCUUUGCAUGCUAUAAGAUAAAUCGAUUUUCGCCUAUGAAAUAUGAUACACAGGGUGAUUCAACAGUGAUAAAAGACAUCAAACUGAGUUAAAAGUUCUUAUGACAAAAACUUGUCUUUUUUUACAAGAUAUCCCAACUCUUCAAAUUUAAAUUUUUAGGUAAAGUUUUUGGAACUUUAGAUCAUGUUUUUUAUUACCUACAAAUAAAAUUUAGCAAACUCAUAAAUUUGAUUUGACAUCUCUGUACACAAAGGAACAACAAUUAAGAACCGUUGCUACGGAAAACAAAUUAAAAAAAGUAUAUAUAAAAUUUUAUGCUAUAUUUAUUAAUUAUUUUUAUGCUUAAUUGAACGGCGAGGAUUUAUCCAACACUUUUGAAUCAGCCUGUAUACUGUAAGGAGAUUGAAGCGCAGUGUAUUGAAAAUUUUAGAAACGUGAAAACAAAUACACCUAAUAUAAACGGCAUCUUUUUAAAAAAUAGAAAUAUUUUGGUAGAGUGUUCAAUAAUAUUAGAUGUACUGGGCUUUAGUUUUGCAUCUGUUUUCUAAUGAUGAAACCGCAUUAUAAUGCAUCUUUAUUAUAGUCACAAAAACAUUAGGUAUGAUGUAUGAUGAAGAAAAUUGUGUUUCCUGAGCGGUUUCGGAUAAUCCAAGCAAGUUUUACGUUACAGUUUUAUCAAAAUUGAUGUCAUUUUAAUUUUAUAUCGAUAUAUUAUGAUCCCGAGUCAAGUCAAAAACUAGUGAUAGAACUUCCAUUCACCAUCUGCGUUGCCGUAACUUAUUCAAUGGCAAAUUUUAAAUUUCUUGUAUGUAUGUAUCUAAAGUAGCAAUUCUGGUAAAAUAGGUAGCGGCGACGAGUAAUCACCCAAUUUUACAGUUAACCAAUUAGCAGCUGAUAAAUGUUUUACAUAUGAUUUACAUUUCGGUAACAAGUAAUACGUUACGUAGUUAGGUUUUCGUCUCGCAAUUAUAUUCAAGCUGAGUUAAAGUAGGAAAAGUGCGGCGGUAUUCUUGAAAAGGAAGACAGCUAUGAGGACAAGAAAUUAACACUUCUUGUUGGAAUAAUUUAUGGUAAUUUUCGUUUAGUUGAUUUCGGUGUGAAUUAGUUGACUAAAUGAGAUUAAUUAGCGAUUUGUUGGUGGCUUCUGUUGACAUUAAUGGGAUUUGUCUCGACAUUAUUGAUAUACUAUAUACAACAUUCCACGCUUAUUACAAUUAUUAAGAAAUGUUCCUGAAUGUAAAAAUAUUGUAUCUUGUAUUUAUAUUAUGUAUAUAAAAGUAUAUAAAUGUCUGAACUAAUGUUAUGUUUGAUGUAAUGUUAUGUAAAUGUUGUUAAUAAAUUUAAGUGUAUGUUUUAUGUAAUAUUGAGUUUGAUUUUGCGUUGCGAGUUCAUCUGUUAUGUGUUUGAUUAUUAGACUUACGUGCAAUAUUUUUUUGGUUUGUAAUAUUUCACAUAGCGUUUCAGUGUAACUUUUCCAUAUUCGUUUUCACAAUUUUGAUUAAGAGAAUUAGGUCUAGCAAUAUAUUUAUAUAAAGAUCACAAAUUCAUGUAAAAAUUUAGUCUUCGACUUUUGUACAUAAAAUAAUUUUCAUAGUUACAAGAAAAAUAUAUAUUGUAUGCUUUGCAUAUCCUGAAGCGACUUUGAUCGAAACAUUUUAUAAAGUAAAUGAAAAUUAGUCUUAAGUAAAAAGUAGAUAAAGAAAUUGGUAGCCCUCUCCAAAUUUUCAUCUGACUUUUUUAUAUAAUUGUUAUAACUGAAACUUAAAGAAAAAUGUUUACCAAAUUUUAAAGUUUAAUAAAGAAUUGGAAAAAUAUUGUUUCUAAAAAAUAACUGUAAAAGACGAGUCUAAUUGUUUGCCAUUUAAGAAAUAUCUUAUUUUUGCUUUUGUAACACUAAUAACUUAGGUCCUAAAUAAUUUCAGGAGAGUCGUUAGCGCAAUGCUUUGUUGAUAUUUUUUCUGUACAUAUUUUAUUUUUUUGAAGUUGCAGUAUUACAUUUCAUUUUAUUUUAUCAACGUUAAAAAACAACUAUCUGUGAGACACAUCUCUUGGAUGUAUACAAACAUAUCGUAAAAAAUUAUUUUGUAUAAUUGAUUUUACUUUAAAAAAGUAUUAAAAGUGUAGACAAUAAAUACCACGUUGUGAAAUUUGUUUGUAGAAGAAAAAUAUGGUGUUUGAACGCUUAAUAGCGAUACUAUAGUUGUUGUAAUUAUUAAAAUAUGUACAAUUAAGUAUUAUUUAUUGAUUUUUGUAAUGAGUUUUUGUUUCAAACCAAAGAACAAUUAUUAUAGUUUUAGAAUGUAGCUUAUACAUAAACUAGCGGAUAAUAAAAUGAUUUAAAACUUC
Tribolium castaneum (red flour beetle) is the source of this 14234-nucleotide messenger RNA. RefSeq lists its product as uncharacterized. Lineage: Eukaryota; Metazoa; Arthropoda; Insecta; Coleoptera; Tenebrionidae. The record is from RefSeq and is a predicted model, not a curated record. The transcript has 2 exons. The coding region runs from base 174 to 3383 and encodes 1069 amino acids.